UUUCACAUGCAGCCUAACUUUCUCAUAAAGCUUGUCUGACUGAACUGCUGCAGCUGUAAUGUUUCUCUCUGUUUCUGCAGCAGUACCUGCACCAUGAGAGACACUAAGUGAAAUAUCAAUCACAGGUCUCGGUGCACAGCUGGCUUUAGUGUCCACCGAGUCAGGAUGUCUGAAUUGUUUUCAAUCAACAGGUGUGUCACACAGGUGAGCUUAUCUCCCACUUCUUUGACUGGCAGGUGGCCAGGAGUUGCGUGCUCCAUUGACUCCUCAUUUCUCAUCCUCCUCUCCUGUGAGGUAAACUUUGAGGUUUUCCCGUCGGGACGGUGAAUUUCAGCACAGAGAGAGCCCGACUCUCCGCUCUGGGAGGAAACUCUGCAGCAGUCCUCAUUAAAAUUCCCUGUCCGUACACUCGCCACAGAAAUCCUCCUGUAGUGGGUGGCACCGGCGUCCUGCGCGCCUCUUAAUUGCGCACCACGCAUUAACGAGCGAUCACGGUUUCAGCGCCAGUGGCCGCGGAUCACGCUGCCGUGCGGCAGAGAGUUGUUUGCUUCACGUCCCGAUAUUUGCGGCGUCUAGGCUGAGAGAGGAAAGGUGAGUCCAGGAAGGUCCGGCAUAGGGUGGCGCCCUGCGCAUCUCAUCCCGCGCUUGGACACACUGUGUCGCUUCCCAGCGGCCGCGGAGGGGGACAGUCCGCUCCUGCAGUCCGCUGCUUGUUCUUAACUGGCUUCUGGUUGCAGCUCAUGAUUGUGACAUUUCUCGGUGGGGACUAGCAACAUGUGCGCCCGGAUGGUGUGAAGUGUGACACAGCGGCUUUGAGGUUGCAUUUCUCUCGGAUACGCCAAGUACCCGACGUUACGGCGCACCUUGUCUAAUAGAGAACCAUGAGCACUGUGGAGGAGGAGCCGGAUCACAUGAUACCAUGAAGACGAGCCUGCAGGUCCUGCGCUGCCAGCUGCUGAGUGUUCUAGCAUUCCUAGCACUGCUAGUAGGACUGGUGUCAUCAGCACAGGAGCUGUACCUCGGCCAGACGUCCCAGGACUCUGUCUCCAUGGCAGCCGCCCACAGCAACCCCCUGUCACCCCCCGAACCCCCGCACCUGAACUGGCAUCAGGAAGGCUCCAGUAGUGGGGAGUGGUCAUCCAAAGGUGGCGCUCAACCCACAAACAUCAUCCUCCCUACUGUCGCCUUCCACACGUCAGCCUGGCUUCACACCACCCAAACCUCCAGCCUGGCCCAUGAAGAUCCUCCUAUUCAUGACACAAAUAGUGUCGCCCUGAACACUGUGAGCACUGAAAGCUGGGUUAAUCAGCCCCAGGAGCCGAGCUCUGAUAUUGUAAACCAAGGCCACAUGCACAAAUUGGUCAGGGUACCUCAAGUCCAUAACCCAGUUACAGUCAGCACUAACCAGGCCAGCAGCAGCAGCCCUAAAUUUCUCAGCACAGUGGUCCCAAAUAUAGAUGUAGAAUCUACUGGCAGAGGUGCUCCAAACCCCCUGGCUCUUAUGUCCAGCUCUGGAUCAGACAGAGGAGAUACGCUCGCCGCACACCAUGUAGAGCCUCAGAAGUUGAGCGUGGAGGAACCCACUAACCCCAGCCACCAUGUUCCAGAUCUGCACCCCUCCUCACUGUCCCUUUCAUCAAUAGAUGAUGACCCUGCGCUUGGCCUGAAACUCAGAGAGCAUGCUCAGGGUGUCGCAGAGGUGGCUGCACACCACGCCAUCACCCUGAGGGAGGUGCAUGAGGCAAACGAGACCCCCACUGAUGGACUGGUGGUAGACCCAGAGGCAAGGUCUGUCUCCCCAGUCGAGAGCCCACCAGAGAAUCUAACUUCCACUGCGUCCACUCCAGCCCUGUCCACUGCGCCGAGCCUCAAAACACAGAUUCCCACAGUCGGCCCAGACAACCACACUGCUCCCAGUGAGACCACCACUGAGGAGGGGCAUGGUCAGGUUGUUCGAGGUAACGGCACAGACAAUCCCCCUCUGGGACGCUCGUUGGGGAAUGUAACUACAUCUGGAGGGCUGCUGUCUAACAGCAGUUCAGUCGAGGAGCCCCCUGCUCGGGGGAACAGUUCGGAGGCCCCUUCCACAGCCAGCAGGAACUUCCUGAACAGGCAGGUGCCUCCCACCACCCAGGAGCCCUGGACACCCAGCAACAGCUCAGGCCCCACCGUUGACUCCCCGCCGUCCCGCAUGACCAUCUGCUUGAGCAAGAUGGACAUUGUGUGGAUUGUGCUGGCCAUCAGCGUGCCUGUGUCCUCGUGUUCUGUGCUGUUGACCGUGUGCUGUAUGAGGAGGAAGAAGAAGUCGUCAAGUCAGGAGAACAACCUCAGCUAUUGGAACAACGCCAUCACCAUGGACUACUUCAGCAGGCACGCUGUGGAGCUGCCCAGAGAGAUACACACUCUGGAGAGCGAGGAGCAUGACACCUGUCUACCCCCUAAUGGAGACUACAGUGGCAGCAGUGUGGUCCUGGUUAACCCUUUCUGCCAGGAGACCCUCUUCAUCAACAGAGACAAAGCUUCUGCCAUCUAGAGACAGAAAACGAGAGACACUGUUGGAUUCUUCUCUCCUACUCCCCCUGCUGUUGUUGUCUAUUUUAUAUAUGUGGUAAAUAUUCAGAGACUUUGACUUUAUACUGUAUAUUAUAAACACAAAGAGCAACCUGAAAGGAGAGUGAUGUAAACAGACACUAUUUACUAUGAGGAUGCACCUGCAUAUUUUUCUGAUGUACAUUUUCUACAAAAAAGGCUUAAUUGUGAUAAAAGGUUUUUAUUGUCUUUAUAAAAUACAGAGUAUAUGUGGUUUUGUUUCUUUACAGUGGCUUGAUGGUGAGUGCACUGUGGAUGUUGCCACACGAAAUCUGCUUUAGAGAGAGAAACGUGCUAUCGAAGCAUUUAAGCUGUUCUUUGUAAUUUUAUUUUUCCUUUUAAAAUCAAUCCCAAAAUACUUAUAGCCUGUUGAACUUGAAUAUAGCACCUAAAAUAUGUACUUGCAAAAUACUGUAUAUGAAAUCAGGGUCUGUAUUUAUCAAACUUCUAAGAAAGCUACGAAUGCCAUCAAGUUUGAGAACUGAAAUGUGAGAGUGAUAACCGUCAUGGACAACUCUCAAUUGAUCACAUGAUUAAUUGUAUGUAUGCUCAGGGCAGGAUUGGCCAAUCGGAGACAAGGAUUUAACCUACAUCUGCCCCAUUGUUCAUUCUUUAGAAAACAUCCUUAUAUUUUCCUCAAUGAUAUAUUAGUAUGCAUAUGUGAUAUUGAUUUUUUUUAAAGUUCUUUUUCUUUGUGUAAAAUCCUUUUUAGUAUCUCCAGUAGCAAUUAAAAUCUGAAGGACAAUAUUCUCAUAUUUUUAUAAUAUACAAUAUUUUUUAUAUAAUAAUAAUGAUAUGUAAUAAUAUAUUUUAUUUAUAGAGCGACAGAAAAGAACAAAAAAUAAAAUCUGAAAUUAAAAGCAGGUUGAAAAAGGUUACAAGUACAGGAUAUACUGUAUAUGUACUGUGUAUAAGGAUUAGAUAAUAGGAUAUGGGAUGAAAUAUAAACAAAAAGAUAACAACUGGAGGAAGAAAGAAAUGUGCUGAUGCUAGAGAAGGUACAUAAGAGACAACAUAAUAUAAUAAGAAUAAUUUAGUACCACACUAACAAGUGCAGACAAUGAAGAUGCAUGGAAAGUGGCUGCAAAACAAUAUGAGAGCCAGUUUGUUGUUUGCAUCCUAUCAUAUGCAAAUGGUAGUCUAAACCUACCUGAUUAUGACUUAGAGUUAGCAUAUUUUUCAUCAUGGAUGAUGAUAUUGUCACUUUAAAACACGACACAGAAGGUGUGUGUUAAGCUGCGUCUCUGUACUGAAAUUUUCUAGGCUGAAGGUCACCUCUUUUAUCCAAUUUAAAAGGACCUCUCUUUAAGUUAAGAGCAUUUUAAGUCAUAAAAUAACUGAUUAAUUGGUUUUAUUGUUAAGUUUGAAAGAAGGAGUAAAAGUGAAGGACUUUAAGUUUUAUUUCUCAGCAGUUUGAUAAAUACGAGCCCAGAUUUUAAUGGUUAAUUGGAGUGGACUAUUUGGAUGAUAUGGGGUCUACAUCUUGCAGUUAUGAAUGAUGGUGCAUCUGUCAGUCAAAUGGAGCUGACUUAAAAUGGCUUUCGCCCUCAUGUGUCACCAGCUUCUCUUAGGAGGGACCACAUAGAUGUCUUAAUUCUUUAUGUUGGCCCUUUAUAUAUCAGUAUGUGUAUGUGUGAAUGUCUCGUUCAUGCAUGUAAGCAUACUGUGUGAGUGUGCAGUAGCGUGUGUAAGGGUGGACGAAUGAGUUGAAACGUGCUGCCCCCUUAACCAAAUAUCACUGUUACUUUAAGUCAAACAAGACUUUGUAUCACUUUCAGCGUUUGAUCUGUUUCUCGGUGUGUGUCUGUUUGUGUGUGUGACCCUGUAUGUUUGUCUUUCUGUCUGUCUGUCUCUUGUCUGUAUCGUGGAGUGGCUACUGGUUAUAGCCCAGUUUGAGAAAGAUUUUCUCAGCACUGUAGGAAACGAUUAGACCAUCCCUUGCUACUAGAAGUGUCUCCCUCCAUAAAUAACGUGUUUGUCCAUGCAAUGCCAACUGUGUUUGUUGAAAUGUUGAAUGAUUGUCAAUCAGUUGCUGGACCACAUAAUAUGUGUUAGAGGCUCUCAAAAAUCUUGACCAAUAAAAACACUGAGACAAAAAAUGUAUGCUGAAUAUUUACUGUGAGCACAUACAGAGGCGUUUGAAUAUUUUGUUCAAUUAUCGAACCUGUGGUCCUUCGAUCUUCUGUUUUACUUUGCAUUGCUGCAGUUUUAUUCAAUAAUCAAUGCUGCCUGCCUCUAUUGUCGCUAAAGAUUUUCUGCAUUGUGCGAUGUUGUUCUGAAAUCACUGAUUCAAGCGGUGGUGGUGAAUAACACGGUUAAACAUAUUGAUAUUUCCUGCAUUGGAUGCUCACAGCUGGGCUUGUUGUUUUGCACGCUGAAAAAGUGGAUAUUUUACAAAACGUUCAGUGGCACGGUGGAGCAGUGUUCAACAUUAUGUAUUUUUUGUACUGUAGUAUACACUGUACUUUUUACUGCUGAGCAAUAAAACAAACAAAAAACACUGA
This is a messenger RNA of Seriola aureovittata, 5093 nucleotides long. RefSeq names its product transmembrane protein 108 (gene tmem108). Lineage: Eukaryota; Metazoa; Chordata; Actinopteri; Carangiformes; Carangidae. Gene Ontology annotation, cellular component: postsynaptic density; early endosome; axon. The transcript is spliced from 5 exons. Gene Ontology annotation, biological process: retrograde axonal transport; postsynaptic density organization; dendrite extension. The coding region runs from base 920 to 2533 and encodes 537 amino acids. The record is from RefSeq and is a predicted model, not a curated record.